This is a messenger RNA of Branchiostoma belcheri (Belcher's lancelet), 1459 nucleotides long. Its product is annotated as putative tRNA (cytidine(32)/guanosine(34)-2'-O)-methyltransferase. Gene Ontology annotation, cellular component: cytoplasm. The transcript has 10 exons. NCBI's taxonomy places the organism in Eukaryota, Metazoa, Chordata, Leptocardii, Amphioxiformes, Branchiostomatidae. Gene Ontology annotation, biological process: cytoplasmic translation; tRNA methylation. Gene Ontology annotation, molecular function: tRNA methyltransferase activity. Bases 19 to 1065 code for a protein of 348 amino acids. The record is from RefSeq and is a predicted model, not a curated record.
GGUAGCACCUGAAGAGUCAUGGGAAGGUCGUCCAAGGACAAGCGAGACAUCUACUACCGGAAGGCGAAGGAGGAAGGCUGGCGCGCCCGCAGCGCUUUUAAACUCAUGCAGAUAGACGAGGAGUUUAACGUCCUGUCUGGUGUACAGAAGGUCGUUGACCUUUGUGCUGCCCCAGGCAGCUGGAGUCAGGUGCUCAGCAAACGACUCAGAGGAGAAGGGAAACAGAAGAGAGAUGAUGUGAAGAUCGUAGCAGUCGACCUCCAGGCCAUGGCUCCCAUCCCAGGGGUCAUACAGAUCCAGGGGGACAUCACCAAGGUGUCCACAGCCCAGGAGAUCAUCGGUCACUUCUCGGGUGAGCAGGCUGACCUGGUGGUGUGUGACGGGGCACCUGAUGUCACUGGUCUGCAUGAUAUCGAUGAGUACAUCCAGGCACAACUUUUACUGGCUGCUCUCAACAUCACUACCCAUGUGCUGAAAAAAGAAGGUGGUUUUGUAGCAAAGAUUUUCCGAGGAAAAGACAUCACCCUGCUUUACUCCCAGCUGAAGAUUUUCUUCCCAGAUGUGACAGUAGCAAAACCUCGGAGCAGCCGCAACUCUAGCAUAGAGUCAUUUGUUGUCUGUCGAGGCUAUGCCCCACCAGAAGGAUAUGUACCUAACAUGAUGAACCCUCUACUGGACCAUCACUAUGAUGUAGACUUUAACAGCCUGGAGGGAGUGAACCGUGUGAUUGUGCCGUUCCUGGCCUGUGGAGACCUCAGUGGUUAUGAUGCAGACAUGACAUAUCCACUACAGCUUCCCGAGGGAGAGGCAUACGUCCAGCUGCCCCCCACCCAGGGGCCCAUCUCCCCAGCCUACCAGCACGCCUGCCACCUGAAACGACAUGACCAGCUCAGCAAACCUGUCUCUGGGCACAGGAGUUGGGACAGUAACGACCCAGUCAUUGAUGCAGAAAACAUUACUUACAGUAGAGGCAGUAGAGAACCAGUCACGGACAGUAGAGACACAGACACUGACACAUGUACAGAUGUAGGAGGAGCUGUCGGAGGCUACACAGACUCAGACUGAGGAAGAUGUCAUUACAACAUGAUGCACCUAACAGUACAGACAGUAACAGACAGUAAAAAAUCAGUCACAGAUGCAGCUUACAGUACAGACCCCAAGGGCAGUAGAGAACCAGUUACGGACUGUAGAGAGUCAGUCACAGACACUGACACAUGUACAGAUGUAGGAGGAGCCAUAGGAGGCCAAGCAGACUCAGACUGAGGAAGAUAUCAUUACAACAUGAUCUCACUGUCCAAGCAAUUCUUUUGAUAAACAUUUGAUGAAAUCUUCCAAUCUUUCCAAGGUCCUUUUCAAGAUUAAAGCUAUCUACCAAUCCAGGGUUAUUAGAUGCUUUUUACUAUACUAGUAUAGUGCUGAGGGCACAUUUCCAAACCAGGGCCCGGCCUGGCUGUUGCCA